AUGAUAAAGGUUUAUGUUGGGGAUGGACUAAGGAUCGACGUUUUGAGAGGAAAUAAAUUUAAAAAUCGUUCUUUUGGUUUCUUGCACUUUGAUUCCGACAAAAGUGCGGAACAAUGGUGUCAAUGUGCUCCGGACUUUAAGCAACAUGAUUGGCUGGAUGAUGUCGACGUUUUCUCGCUUCCUCUUAACUUGCCCAUUAAUGACGAUGCCAUUGUGGAACUUCAUCUCCUAAACGUAAAGAACAAGGAACUGUUUGAAAGUGAAUUUUUGAGACCCUACGGAGAGGCAGUUAAAGAGGCAGGCGGUGUUCCCUUUGUCAUCGCAACUUCACACGUGGUGCGGAUACGUGGGAUAAACAGAUGCAAUUUCUUUGUGCUCACACAGUGGCCAUCGUUUGACGCAGCCAAAGAUUGGCACCUUUCAGGACGGUACAAUCUUAGAACUGUCCAGGGUCACCGUGCCUGUAUAAAGAAUUCAAGGUGCGGCUGA
Messenger RNA from Dibothriocephalus latus, 489 nucleotides. NCBI's taxonomy places the organism in Eukaryota, Metazoa, Platyhelminthes, Cestoda, Diphyllobothriidea, Diphyllobothriidae. The record is from the annotation of a GenBank genome assembly.